AUGACAAGAAGCAACAAGAAAAGUAUCUCUAAGUUCAAGAGUGGUCUUAUGAAAGAAUUUGAGAUGAGUGACCUUGAUAUCAUAACAUACUUUCUUGGCGUAGAGUUCCACAAGUCAAAAAGGGGAGUGCUUAUGCACCAAAGGAGAUAUGCUAUUGAGAUAUUGAAGAAGUUUGAUAUGGAGCAUUGUAAUGUUUCCAUUACACCAGUUGAACCAAGGUUGCAGCUGUCUAAGCAUGAAGAGGAGAAGAACGUAGAUCCAACUAAAUAUAGAAGGUUGAUUGGAUCAUUAUAUUACUUAUGCAAUACGCGACCAGAUUUGGCGUUUAGUGUCGGUAUUGCAAGUAGAUUCAUAGAGAGACUAAAGGAGUCUCACUUGGCAGCAGUCAAGAGAAUCCUAAGAUACGUCAAAGGAUAUAUUGGCUCCGGAAUUAUCUUUCCCGCACUGGAUACGAACAUAAAAUGA
Vicia villosa (hairy vetch) is the source of this 465-nucleotide messenger RNA. RefSeq lists its product as uncharacterized. Bases 1 to 465 code for a protein of 154 amino acids. The transcript has a single exon. Lineage: Eukaryota; Viridiplantae; Streptophyta; Magnoliopsida; Fabales; Fabaceae. The record is from RefSeq and is a predicted model, not a curated record.